Molecule: messenger RNA, 1037 nt
Organism: Piliocolobus tephrosceles (Ugandan red Colobus)
Lineage: Eukaryota; Metazoa; Chordata; Mammalia; Primates; Cercopithecidae
Exons: 4
Coding region: 285-833 (182 amino acids)
Source: RefSeq, a predicted model, not a curated record
CGCACCUGCUUCUGCCUGAGGUGUACCCGGAAGGUCGUCAGCCCGGGCUCCAAAUACGUAACAGUGAGUUUCUAAGUGAGUCACACGGACGCGGCUGGUCUCUAGUGAAACAUAAUCGCUUCACUCUUCUCAAUGGUUCCCUCUUCGGAAGGAAGCGCAGUCCGCAGCGACGUCCGAGGGCGUGAUCGCCUACGUCGCACCCGCGUCUCCAGUGGCCACCCCUUGUCCUACAGGAACGCGCAUCUGCUUAGCAGGCGCUGAGCCCUUGAGGAGGCGUAAAAUGAAUGAACGCGGCUCUGCCUCCUGUGCAGGCUCACAGUUGUGGGUGGCGAAUAAAAGGGUAUCUAUCCAUGCCUAAGGUCGACGGCGAUAAGACAGACAGACGUUCUUCCCAGGAGGAGAUCAGUUCCACAGACGGAGUUCUCGCUAUGUUGCCCAUACUAAUCUCAAAAUUCCUGGCUUCAAGUGAUCCUCCUGUCUCAGUCCCUGAAGUGCUGGGAUUACAGAAUAGGUGGAGAGGUAUGAAGAAUGAGGAACACUGCCAGGGGAGUUUCUUGCUCUGCAAAAUAAGGGAGUGUGUACUGAAUUACCUUUUCCAGCUCCAACAUCCAGGAUUUCAGCACUAUCUGCAGAGUAGUGGGAGGAGAGCUAGAGGAAGAAGUGAAGAUAAGAAACCACUCGAAGUGGGCGUCUGCGCUUCCGUGGUGGCUGGGACAGCAGCAGUAGUGCUGUCCAUCUGCUCGGCCGAGGGGUGGCACAUCUUAGCCUCUCUCUCUUUUCCCCAGAGAAUAUCCCUCCCUGCGCUUCCCCCGUCUCAGCCUUUCAGUGUGUAAACAGUUCUAGUGUGACUCAUCGGUGCUUUUGUUAGCCCCUUUACCAGCAAGUACUUGUUAAACACUUAAAUCUUACAAAUGGAAAGAAAAUUCCAUGGUAAAUUUAAGUAUAAAAGUCAACCAAAAUUCUGAGCCUCGGACAAGACUGGUUAAAAAUCGUUCUACAAUGAAACUAAUAUAUGAAAUUCAAUCAUAGAAAACCUU